This is a messenger RNA of Temnothorax curvispinosus, 1713 nucleotides long. RefSeq names its product ribosomal L1 domain-containing protein CG13096-like. NCBI's taxonomy places the organism in Eukaryota, Metazoa, Arthropoda, Insecta, Hymenoptera, Formicidae. Bases 412 to 1446 code for a protein of 344 amino acids. The record is from RefSeq and is a predicted model, not a curated record. The transcript is spliced from 3 exons.
CCAAGUUUCUCGAGAGGUGGUCGAGUGCUGGGGACUUUCCUCGUAAUCUGGAAACUCAAAGCUGGAGCUGGGAACAGUGGCCGAGAUUUUCCCUCCACGAAAAGAUUCUUCCGUCCACUUCCUUCUUCUCAUUUCCUGCGCGGCUGAGCCAUGUGGCUGAUGUGCUCUAACCGCCGAGGUACUUUCGUUAAUCUUACGUAACCAUUUCUUUCUCAAUUUAUUCACGUUGAUAAUACGGAUUCUCGUCCGAUCACCGUGGUUGUUAAAUAAUGUUGAGUACGACGGUACUGUCGUGCUGACCGCCACGUGGUCGCGAUCGAACGGAGAAAAAAAGAGGGAUAUUACGCGCCAAGUGCACGACUUGCACGAGGCAAAUACAGACGGGUACGCAAUACGCAAUACGCAUAGAAAAUGAAACGAAAGAAUUCGGAUUCGCAAGUUGCGCGGAAGCAGAAGCGAAAGCGAGCCGACUCCGAGACGGAGACGACGGAAUCGCCCAAGGAGUUCGACCUGAAGGAGCUGUCGAAGAAGCAAAUUCUACAAUGCAUCUCUGCAAUUUUUCACUUGACUCAAGAACAGUUAAAAGAGACGAAUAGUCUUCUCGCCGAGGAGGCUCGGCCGAUAUUCAUACAAGUGACUAGCGUCAGAGUUCCGAAGAUGCCUCGCAGACAGAUGAGGGUAUUGUUGCCAUAUUCAAUAGUGGCUCCAGACGAUGAAAUAGCUUUGUUCGUUUGCGAUUUGGAGAGAGGAAGAAGAAAGGAUUAUGAGCCAACAGUAGAAUACUACAGAGAUCUAUUGCACAAGCAUGGGUGCACCCGCGUGAAUGAGAUAAUACCCAUGAAUCGUGUGAAGAACGAAUUUGAUCAAUUUGAAUUGAAGAAAAAGCUCCUAGGGAGUUAUGACCACUUUCUUGUCGACGGUCGCAUCGCCGGUCAUAUGUCUCACUUGUUAGGAAAACACUUUACCAAGAAAAGGAAGUUGCCGACUUCAAUCAGAAUGGAAAGCAAAGACUUGAAGCACGAGAUCGAUUAUGCAUUGAGGAAAACCAGUAUGCUGCUUCAUUCUCAUGGCGAUACUCAUUUGAUGCAAAUCGGGAACACAUCCAUGGACAAGAAAAAAAUCCUGAAAAAUAUACUGGCUGCCUGCGAAAAACUGUCUAAAAACUAUCCAGGCGGUUGGACAAACAUACGAGCUCUCCGACUAAAAAGCACAACCAGUCUGGCAUUGCCUUUUUAUAUGACGUUAAAGAAUAAAAACACGGUCAAUCCACAUGAGAUUGUGGUACAGCCAAAGAGACCGAAAGCUUACCGUGAUGUGGAGGGAGAGCUUUCAACAUUCGUACGUGAUACCACGGUCAUAGUUAAACCCGAAGGCACAGUUAUUCUGAACAAACAUAAGCAGAAACAACCAAGUAAGAAAAUCACAAAAGAAGAAACUGAGAAUUGAAACAACAUAAUUCUGUUGUUACUUUAAAAUUUGAAAUCUUGUAAAAAGAAGUAAUCACAAAAACUUUUGAAAUAUGUAAUAUUAUGUAUGUUAUCUAUAGUUAAUAUUAAUUUAAUUAACAUUAAAUAUUAUCUUCGUAAUAUCUAUCAUGUGAUUGGGGGAGAUUAUUGUCCUCCGAUAUGAAGCAUAUUAAGUAUUGUGCUAAUUGUCGGAGGAUAUCUCUUAGGAUAUAGUUAUUUGACAAAUAAAGGCAGUUUGUUUAUAUUG